This is a messenger RNA of Ipomoea triloba (trilobed morning glory), 4346 nucleotides long. Its product is annotated as receptor-like protein kinase HSL1. The transcript is spliced from 5 exons. Gene Ontology annotation, biological process: protein phosphorylation. Bases 216 to 3269 code for a protein of 1017 amino acids. Lineage: Eukaryota; Viridiplantae; Streptophyta; Magnoliopsida; Solanales; Convolvulaceae. Gene Ontology annotation, molecular function: receptor serine/threonine kinase binding; ATP binding; protein kinase activity. The record is from RefSeq and is a predicted model, not a curated record.
GGAGGGACCUCCAAUGUGGAAGACCAAUAAUUAACCAUUUAUCCACUUCAAUGGAAGACCACUAGUGUAAUGUAGCCCUACUAAAUGGGCUAUUUGCAAGAAGAUGGCCAUCACACUGGAAAGAAAUAACAGGUUUUGAGGUUCAUCAACACAAUUUUGAGAACCGACAGUCCAUAUAUACUUCCUGAAAAGAAAACCUCAAAAUCGGUGCCAGAAUGCCCAUGAAAACCUUAUCAUCAUCAACCCAAAUCAACCUCUGUGUCCUCGCAGUCUUUAUCUUCACUUUCCCUUUAUAUGUAUAUGUAGAGUCCCAGUCCCAAACUAGUAGCAUCAUUUCUGAAAGAUCAAUUCUUCUUGAUAUAAAGAAGCACUUUUCGAACCCACCAAAUAUCUCUCACUGGACUUCAUCAUCGGACCACUGUACAUGGCCGGAAAUUACCUGCCGGAACGGCGUGGUCACCGGAAUUCAGCUUGGUGGGCUACUUAUCAAUGACACAAUCCCACCCUCCAUCUGCGACCUGAAAAAUCUGACCCUUCUUGAUCUCCAAAACAACAAUAUCCCUGGAUCAUUUCCUAAAAUUCUCUACAAUUGUUCCAGCCUUGAAAACUUGGACCUUUCUUUUAACAGCUUCAGUGGCAUCAUCCCUGAUGAUAUUAGCAAGCUUUCGCCUCAGCUCAAGGUUCUUAAUCUCUCUUCUAACGGCUUCAUGGGUGGCAUUCCAGCUGGAAUUGGAGGCCUGAAAGGUCUAAAGGAACUUCAGCUAGCUGGAGUGGUGUCAAAUGGCUCAUUCCCUUCAGAGAUUGGCAACUUGUUGAAUCUUGAAUUUCUUGUUCUGAGCUGGAAUUCGUUUUCACCACAGGAAAUCCCACCCAGUUUUACCCAGUUGAAGAAACUGAGAAUCUUCUGGAUGCAACAGGCCAAUUUGAUAGGCAAAAUCCCAAAAAAUAUGAGUGCCAUGGAAGCUCUAGAGUACCUGGAUUUAAAUACAAAUGACUUGAGUGGGAACAUUCCUAAUGACUUGUUUCUGCUCAAGAAUUUGACCACAAUUUUCCUCUACAAGAACAGGUUGUCAGGGCCUAUUCCUCGCCCAGUUAUGGCCUUGAAUUUGAAGGUAAUUGAUUUUUCUAAUAACAGCCUGACAGGGAGCAUUCCAGAAGAUUUCGGACAUCUGGCAAAGUUGGAGGGAUUGGCCUUGUUCAUGAAUCAAUUAUCAGGCCAAAUACCAGUAGGCUUAGGGAGAUUGCCAGCAUUGUCUUCUAUUGAACUCUUCAUGAACAAUCUGUCAGGUGAACUUCCGCCAGAUUUUGGUCGAUUUUCAAAGCUUACAGUUUUUGAUGUCUCCUCAAACCAUCUUAUAGGUUCACUACCAGAUGGUUUGUGUGAUAACAAGGUGUUGAUUUCCAUGAUUGCCUUUGACAACAAUCUCACGGGUGGGCUACCGAAAUCAUUUGAGGAUUGCAACACCUUGAGAGGGGUCAGGGUUGAGAGGAACAAUCUUUCUGGUACAAUUCCUGAUGGUUUGUGGGCAGCUAUGAAUUUGACAAUGUUGGUGAUUAGCAAUAACCAGUUCACUGGUCAGCUUCCACAAAAGGUGGCAUCAAAUUUAUCUCUAGUUGAUAUCAGCAACAACCGAUUUUCGGGUGAAAUUCCACCUGAAAUCUCUUCUUGGAGCAAGCUAGAUACCUUCAGGGCAAGCAAUAAUCUCUUAACAGGUAAAAUUCCUCAAGAGCUCACGGCUCUUAGUUCGUUAUCAGUCCUUAAGCUUGAUGGGAAUAAGCUUUUUGGAAAUUUUCCUAAAAAUAUUAUAUCUUGGAAGUCAUUGUCCACAUUGACUUGCAGUAGAAAUCAGCUUUCCGGCACAAUACCUCCAGCACUAGGUCUUUUACCAAACCUUUAUCAGCUAGACCUGUCUGAAAACCAAUUCUCCGGGGAAAUACCACCUGAAAUUGGCCGUAAACCAAUUUCACUCAAUCUGUCCUCCAAUCAUUUCUCGGGGAAAGUCCCAGAUCAAUUUGAAGGUGCAGCUUUCCAAAGGAGCUUCUUGAAUAAUCCUGGUCUUUGUGCUACUAUGCCCUCAAUAGGCCUCAGGGAUUGUGGGGCAAAAUCUGACAAAUCCAACAAGAUUUCAGCCAAAGUUAUUGCCAUUCUAGGAAGUACAGUAGCAUUUUUAUUUGUAGUGAUCAUUCUAUAUAUGGUGUAUUUGUUCAGAAGUUACAAGAAAAGAGAACGAGCAUUAUUGGCUCGCGAUUGGAAGCUCAAAUCAUUCCACACUUUGAGCUUCAACCAAUCAAACAUUAUACCAAAUUUAAGAGAGGAAAAUGUGGUCGGGAGUGGUGGAUCAGGGAAAGUUUAUGUUGUGCCAUUGAGUAAUGGAGAGAAAGUUGCUGUAAAGAGGAUUUGGAGCAAGCACAAGUUGGAUGAGAUGCUUGAGAAGGAGUUUCAAGCAGAAGUUGGGAUACUGGGCACAAUUCGUCAUUCCAACAUAGUGAAGCUCUGGUGCUGCAUUUCAAGUGAAGAAUCAAACCUACUUGUUUAUGAAUACAUGGAAAAUCGCAGCCUCGACCUAUGGCUUCAUGCAAAAAGAAGACCACCCGGCGAAUUCCUGGAUUGGCCAACUAGGCUACGCAUCGCAAUUGGAGCUGCUCAAGGGUUGUCCUAUAUGCAUCACGAUUGCUCACAACCAAUUGUUCAUAGAGAUGUGAAAUCCAGCAAUAUUCUUUUAGAUUCAGAGUUCAAUGCCAAGAUUGCAGAUUUUGGCCUCGCCAGAACAUUGAUAAAUCAUGGAGAUCCCAACAUAGUGUCCACAGUUGCUGGCUCCUUUGGCUAUAUAGCUCCUGAGUAUGCACACACUAGAAAAGUGAAUGAGAAGAUUGAUGUGUAUAGCUUCGGUGUGAUACUUCUGGAACUGGUGACGGGAAGAGAGCCGAACGAUGGAGACAUGGAUUGGUGCCUAGUUGACUGGGCGCGAUACUAUGUUCAAGAAGGAAACCCCAUUGAGGAUGCUUUAGAUGAGGAAAUAAAGGAGGCAGAGAACAUUGAUGAGAUGUGUGGAGUAUUCAGGCUGGGGAUAUUCUGUACUGGUGCAAAUCCUGCUAAAAGACCCUCCAUGAGAGAGGUCUUGCGGUUCCUCCUCGAUUGCAGCUCUCAAUCAGCAAAUGGAAAAGAAAUGAGUGUUAGUGAGCGCGAUGUUUCACCGCUUCUCAAGUGUUCUAGUAGUGAGGGGAUAUUGGAAGAUGGAGAUGAUGGUUUAAAGCCAGGCCAGUUGUAGUUUAAAAAUAUAUAGAAGAUAGAAUGGACUCGACAAAUUGAGUAUGGGUUGUUUUACUACGAAUUCAACAUCUCUAUUAAUCCAAAGGGUUGAUUCAAGUGGCAAAUGAAUUUCUUAGUAAGGACGAUCUUCGGGAUAAACCGGAUUCAAUACCCACAAGUGACAAUUUAUCUUGAGCUAGUUCUUGUGCCUCUUAGAGCGAAUGAGAAUUACUUAGGUGGAGCCAGACCGUUAAAUGGACGGAGAAAGACCCGAACCACCUUCUGGUUUAAACACAAAAGAAAGAAUGUCUAUUGAGAAAUUCAGAAAGUAGAACAACACUAAGGAGAAAAUCAAUGUACGUGUACGGGAGUAUCUUCUGCAAUUUCAUAGAAUUCAUGGAUGCAGCUUUGAUUAACCUUUUUGCAUCGGGAAAUGUUGUGGAUAAAUUUAAUGGGUUGAAUUCCAAGCCAAUCCGUGAUCAUUGCGAUGAGAUGGCCAAUCUUUCACAAAAGUUAAUAAGCUUGGGAAUGGAAGUGAAUGAUUCUUGAAAAAGUGCAGAAUUUUUAGAACUUAAACAUCUACUACAUCAAGAGGAAGGGAUACUGAAGAAAAUGAAGGAUAAUUUUGUUCAUCUCGUAUUCCACGAUGGUUCUAAUAGCAACAAGUUCAAACUAGGUAAGAGGAAUGAAGAAGAACAAGGCCCAAUGAAAGUUCAUGCAGGUCAAAUUCAAAACGUUGUUAGGUGUUUCUUUUAUAAGAAAUAUUGUCCUAAAACAAGAGCAUGGUUCCAAAAGAAAGGGAUUCAAUUUGAUCCAGCUCAUAAAAGAACCCGUACAAGUACUUGUUCAUGGGGAACAAGAUGAAAGCAUAGGUACGCCAUGGUAUAAGUAGAUUAAAUCUCAAAUAGAGCGAGAAAAUUAUGUAAUACCAGUUAAUCAUUACCUUGUAUAAUUAGAAUAAUUUUGGUAGCUUAAUAAUUAUAAGCAUUAGUAUAAUAGUAUAAAUAGCCUUAUUGUAUAUUCAAGGAUAACCAUAGAAACAUAUCACAACCCUAAUACAUAUACAUACACAUACAUGUGUGUGUGUAGGUUCAAA